This is a messenger RNA of Ciona intestinalis (vase tunicate), 2840 nucleotides long. Lineage: Eukaryota; Metazoa; Chordata; Ascidiacea; Phlebobranchia; Cionidae. The record is from RefSeq.
UAGGUGUACGAUUCAAUAGAAAGAUUUUAACCUGUAAAAAUACGUGCAAGUUGUUUGGAAAUACCUUUUUUGUUGGACAAAGUUGUAUCAGAAUUCAAGAACAUGCCUGGUGCACUACAUCAGAAACCACUGGAAAAAAGAAGCAGCCGCUUAAAUAUACAGAAAUUAUCAUGUUCUACAUCCUUGCCUUCCCUUCCACUGCCGGAUCUUCAAGAAACACUAGAACAAUAUCUUCUGUGUAUAAAAGCGCUCGUGCCCGAAUCUCAAUUUGAACAAACCAAGGAAAUUGUCGAAUCGUUCGGUGCAACAGGUGGUGUAGGUGAAGCGAUUCAAAGACGUCUUGAAGAAUGUGCCAAAACUAAAGUCAACUGGGCAUACGAGUGGUGGCUAAAUGACAUGUACUUAACAAAUCCUGCCUCGUUACCAAUUAAUUCAAAUCCUGGGAUGGUUCUUCCAAAACAAAACUUUGAAGAUCAGCUGAGCAUGCUCCAAUACGCUGCUAAGAUUACUUCAGGAAUUCUGGACUUCAAAGUUAUAUUAGACGCACGUGCCCUACCCGUUGAUGUUGCAAGAGGACAGCUUGCCGGUCAAGCAAUGUGUAUGGAACAAUACUACAGACUGCUUAAUUCAUAUAGACUCCCUGGAUAUACACGUGAUAAACUUGUUUCGCUAAAAUCCGUUCAAUCUGAUGAACCAGAACACGUGAUCGUUGUUUGUAACAACCAGUUUUUCGUAGUUCCAGUCAUGAUGGGCAAUUACCGAUUGAGUGAGGCCGAAUUUGUCAGCCAAUUCCAGCGUAUUUUAGAUGCCGCUCACGAUCCUGCUGAACAUAAUCCCCCGGUUGGAGUUUUAACGUCACUGAAGCGACCAGAUUGGGCUGAGGCUCGGGAGAUUAUGAUGUCAGAACCAAUAAAUCGCCUCUCACUCGAUUACAUCGAACAAAGUAUUUUCAUUCUGUGUCUCGAUAAAUCACUGGAAAAUGAAGAUGACGUCACAAUGGCGCACCAAAUGCUUUAUGGAGGAGGACCAGAAAAAAACAGUUGUAACAGGUGGUACGACAAAACUAUCCAACUUAUAAUCGGUUCUGACGGAAAAACAGGUCUUUCUUAUGAACAUUCUGCUUCUGAGGGUAUAGCUGUCACCGCGCUCAUAGAACACUUGUUAAAAUACAUAGCACUACAAGAAAAAAAAGGAGCAUACAGAUCAAAUUCGAGCAUCGUGCUACCUUCCCCACGACGCCUCCAGUGGAGACUUAACCCUUCUGUUAAUCAGUAUGUCGAAAUUGGUAAAGCCAAAAACAGGCACGUUGCGAAUUCACUAGAUUUAGAAAUUCUUCGAUACACGAAUUAUGGAAAAGAUUUCAUCAAACGACAGAACAUGAGCCCAGAUGCUUACGUGCAAGUUUGUCUACAAAUUACAUAUUACAAGCUAUACAAACGUUUGGUAUCUACAUAUGAAAGUGCUUCAACCAGAAGAUUUAGAGAAGGCAGAGUGGAUAACAUAAGAGCUGCAACGGUUCAGGCGCUUGAAUUAGCGAAAGGAUUGACUGAACCUGAUGAAAGCGGGAAGAUAAAAAUGGACGCAAAAAAGAUGUUACUGUUGCGGAGGGCUGUGAAAGCACAAACUGACUUCACCAUUGCAGCCAUCACUGGUCAUGGCAUUGAUUGUCAUUUACUUGGACUUAAACAAAUGGCAGACGAAAUGGGUCUUCCAACCCCAGGUAUAUUCAAAGACUCUUCAUAUGAGCUUAGCAAUUAUUUUCAACUCUCUACAAGUCAGAUACCAACGAGUACAGAUUCUUUUAUGUGCUAUGGACCAGUGGUGCCGGACGGUUAUGGUGUUUCCUACAAUCCUCACAGCAAUUCAAUCAUUUUCUGUACAGCAUCAUUUCGUACUUGCCCGAGUACAAGUUCCGAAAAGUUUGUUGCAGCAUUGGUUGAAUCUCUACAUAUAAUGAAAGAAAUUUGUGUCCAGUGGAAUAGACGUAGAUCGUCAAGUCUAGAGCACCUGUCGAUUCAUCGCAAACUCUCUUUACAUCGUCGCGUAGAUGCGAGAUCGUAUUCAGUCGAUUGUGACGCAUUAAGGGAGGAAUUCUCCGCGGAAUCAGAUUCAAGUGAUAAUGAGGUUUUGGAGAAGAAGAAGAUACUAAAAAAGCAAAAAAGUUUUACCACCACAAGAAUGAUUAAGCGAAAACUGGAACGGAGAGUUUCUUUGAUAUCCAAUUUAAAUGCACACCAUCGGGGCAACAGCAAAUGUGGUAUUGUUGAUAAAACACAAACUCAUACCUCGUCAAAUGUAGAAAGUUCACAAAUCCCAUGUGACCUGAUGAAGCUUCUGAGACAAGAAAGUUUAAAUCAAAAAAACAAUAUCACCAUUUCUUAAAUAUCCGAUAAAAUUUAGAAAUAUCCACGUCCCAAUUAAAAAUAUUAAACCUUCGACUAUACAUUUGAUAUUGAAACCAUUUCCGCGUAUUUAUAACCAAUAUAUAAACGCACUUCGAAGUACAAUAAAAUGUAUUAUGCUCGUAAGCGUAACUAAUAAAUCAAUUUAAACUUGCUAUUUUCAUAUUACUUCAUAAUUUCGCUCAUGUAUCUUUAUUUUGUCGUUGUUGUUUUAAAAAGUUUGACCAAUUGUGUUGCAUAUUAAAGUUUGUAUACCACCCUGUAUGUAUCAUUAUCGUUUUAUCUAAUAAGCCAAUCAUGUUUCUUAUAUUCCACUUUUUCAUUUCUGAGCAAUAUAUUCUGCAUGCUUUAUAUGCUGGUGACAGUAAGAGUUAUCUAUCUAAUAUUUAUUAUAUUCAUCACGAAUUCUCAUUGAUCAAUAAAAUAUAUUUUGUUGCA